CCAGCAGACAUUUGCCUACCUGUGCACCUCCAGCGUGUGCGUCACGCAAACUCUCCUUCGUGUAAUUGUUUCCUCCGAGGUUUUUCCUACCCGGUGAUUUUUUGGAUUACGGAGAAAAACACGAAGCAGUGUGGGCGCGUAACUCCCGAAAUCAUGGAUUUAUGGAUAAAGUUGAUGUUGUUGUUGUGCAGCUGCUGCUUUGGAGCAAGUGCAGACUUUGAUGGCAGGUGGCCACGGCAGAUGGCCUCGUCCAACGGCCUGUGUCGGUACGGGGCCAGGGUGGACUGCUGCUGGGGAUGGACACGCCGAUCCUGGGGUCACUGCCAGCCUGUGUGCCAGCCUGGCUGUAAGCACGGAGACUGCGUGGGACCCAAUAAGUGCAAGUGUCACCCUGGCUUCACCGGCAAGACCUGCAAUCAAGACCUCAAUGAGUGCGGGCUGAAGCCAAGGCCCUGUAAACACAGGUGCAUGAACACAUAUGGGAGUUACAAGUGCUACUGCCUCAACGGCUACAUGCUGAUGCCUGACGGGACAUGUGGAAAUGCUCGCACUUGUGGCAUGGCCAACUGCCAGUAUGGCUGCGAGGUGCUGAAAGGAGAGGUCCGAUGUCAGUGUCCGUCGCCGGGGUUACAGCUGGCUCCGGAUGGAAGAACCUGUGUGGAUGUAGAUGAGUGUGCAGCAGGGAUAGCAGUGUGUCCCCGGUUCAGGAAAUGCAUAAACACCUUUGGUAGCUACAUCUGCAAGUGCCAUGAAGGCUUUGACCUGCAAUACAUCAAUGGGAAAUACCAAUGCAUAGAUGUGGAUGAAUGCUCUUUAGGUCAGAGCCACUGCAGCAACUUUGCCUCCUGCUACAACACGCCGGGCUCAUACAAGUGCAAAUGCAAAGACGGCUACAGGGGGAUGGGCCACGAUUGCAAAGCCAUUCCUAAGGUGGUUAUUGACCCUCCGAGACCAGGCAAACUGCCUCCAAAUCAUCACAACCGCAUCCCCGACAUGGAUCAGAAAAGAACCACCACUACUCUCCGCCCACCAGUGACCCAAAAGAGAAUGUUCCCCAUAAUCCCCAAAUCAACAACUGCCACAACGACUGAGACAACCAUGACAACGACCAAAGCACCUCUGCCUCCAAAGAGGGUCCCCCCAACUCCACACAAGCCAGCAGUUCCCACCCGGAAGCCCUUUAUCCCAACCAGGAAGCCACCAGCACCUACACCCAAGCCAUACAUACCACCAAGGCCAGCGGACCCCACCAGACCCCCGCUGCUGCCACCACCGGUCACACCUGUAGACAACACCAUCCAGAAGGAGGUCACCAAACAGAGAGGGGAUGUCCACAUCCCUCGGAACCAUGAUCAUAACACCGUCCUUGGUGUUGACUUUGACAUUGAGCUCGGCAACACAGCGGAUGAAGCCAAGGACGACCCAGAGUCGGGGUAUCUGAGCUGCUCCUUUGAUGAUGGACUUUGUGGAUGGAUCAGGGACAGAGAUGGAGACCUGCAUUGGGAGACGACGCCUGAUCCGUCAGGUGGACGGUACCUCACUAUUCCCGAGGUGGGCAACAAGAGGUCUGGGCGAGGGGCACGGCUGGUCCUCCCACUCACCCCUCCCUGGAACGAUGGGAAUCUGUGCCUGUCGUUCCGGCACAAGCUGGCAGGCCACCACGUUGGUAUGCUGCAAGUGUUUGUUAAGAAGGGAAAGCAGUACAGUCCAGCAGUCUGGGGCCGGACAGGUGGAAAUGGCUGGAGGCACACCCAAAUCACACUAUGGGGUACAGGCCUGGAAAGUGUGAUCCUGAAGGGGGAGCGUGGGCGAGGCAGGAGCGGCGAGAUGGCUGUGGACGACAUCACCCUGAGGAAAGGCUCCUGCACAGAGGAGCACAAUCUGAGGAGACUCUGACUGACAGAACAGAGAAAGGCAGAGAGAAAAUGAGGGAAAAUCAUCUCAAAGAGAACUGACUCUGUUGUGACAUCCCCUCACUCUGCCUGGCCUCUUGCUGAUCCCCGCGCCGCCCCUCCCAGCCAUUCUGUGAAUGAUAUCCAAAAAGUUGUGCGUAUACAGAACAGUUAGUUUCUCUUUUUGACUGUCCAUGAAUAGAAAAACUGAAUUGAAAUGUCAUGGGUGGAUCCCAGCAGCAUACCCCGUCUUCUCAGCCACCCUCUCACUCCAUAACUUUGUUACCAUGAAACCUGCAUGAACCAACUUACCAUGGAAAUGUCCUCCACCUAACACAGCUCUGGCAGCCUUCCAGCAAAACCGCUGAGAGGCCCACGUUCAGUUCAAUUCUUCCUAGCGAGAGGAUCCUUCCCUCACUCAGCAGUCUGCUUUUGCCUUGCUUUGAUCCUUUAGCCACAAGCCAUUGCUUUUUAUUUGCUGGCAUACAUUUCUUUGAAGUUUAGAGAUAAAAAAAAAUGUAUGUAAAACAAAUGUAAUGUCGUAAUUUCUUUAUAAUCCAGAUCUGAUUUAGACCCAAAGUAAAACAUCAACCAUGAGUCAGUUUAGCCCUGCCUUAGUUGGUCUUGCAAUUGUUAUAUGGCACAGUUUGGAAUGAAAAACACGUUUUUUUUUAAUUUUCUUUUUCACACUUUUAAAAAGAUCUGUUUGGUAGAAGAGGGUUUAAAAUUUAGCACCUUUUCUACCCUGAUCUUUUAUAUAAGCCUCCUAAAGUUGAAUCAGUGUAUGAUUUAUGACAAUUGCAAAUCAACACUUAGUUUCUAUUAAACAGUAUGUGCUUUGUUAUAUUAAGUGCAGUUUGUCAUAAAGACAAAACCAACACAUUUUUUAGGCUUUCAAAAAUUGUAUUAUUGUAAAUGUAGUUGUGUGUACAUACUCUGAUAAUCCCAUUUGUCUUGUGGUUUAUACGUUAUGUAAAUUCAUACAUUGAUAUUAAUUGGAUUUCAAAGUGGUUGGUAUUUCAACUAUUACUUAAAGAACAUGUAUACAGAUGGAAACCUCGUGUACUGCAAGGCUGUGUAUGUCGUUGUCAAUGUGUUAUGGUAAAAUGCUCUGUCUGUAACUUGCAAAGCACAUAGUUGCAUAUUGUAUGCUGUGAUAAUGAAGGGCAUCGGCUGGAAUUUUAAGGUUUUCUGUAUGCAUGGGUGCAUCCACCAAAUUCAGAUUUAUCCAGACCAGUAUGUAAAUAAAAUUAAUUUUGCCUCUAACCUACCCGGUUCUAAU
Anoplopoma fimbria (sablefish) is the source of this 3174-nucleotide messenger RNA. RefSeq names its product nephronectin a (gene npnta). Gene Ontology annotation, molecular function: calcium ion binding. The record is from RefSeq and is a predicted model, not a curated record. Lineage: Eukaryota; Metazoa; Chordata; Actinopteri; Perciformes; Anoplopomatidae. The coding region runs from base 154 to 1896 and encodes 580 amino acids. Gene Ontology annotation, cellular component: membrane. The transcript is spliced from 12 exons.